GCGCGCUUAGCCUUACGGAAGGGAUGAAUGUCUUUCUACUGCUGUCUUUACUUAGUUAUUGCUUUAAAACGCAUAUGGUGUAACAGGACGACACACCACAAAAGUAAAAGGGAAAGAUGGAGCCCCAAGACUCUGACAAACACAAUGAAGGCAGUGGCUCCAGAAAGCGAAGCAUUUCCUCCAUUUUAAAAGCGCCAAGGAAAUCCAUCCUCUUGCGCGACUUGGAACAACAGGAAAAUGAGGUGGAAAGCUCUAAACCUGUCGAGAAGAGAAAUUCCAGGAGAGUCAGUUUUGCUCCCGCUAAUGACGUUCUGCUGUUUGCCAAUGAUGUGAAGAAUGCCUCACCUGUCCGAAAUCCUUUACAAGAGUUAACAGCACCAGCAGGUGUAGCAACACAGAAUAGGGCUCAAGCUGAGCUAAAAGCAGAGAAGAGUCAACAAAUUAGUGGCAUAGAAAACCUCCUGAAGGCUCCUCUGCGUGUUCCUUUGCAAGCAAACGCUGUCUACCCUGAUGUUUGGAACGAGAUCGGGGAGAAAACGGUGGUGUUUUCGGCUGACGACGCCACCAUGGACAUGACCCACAGUCACACCAUCAACAUCGGCGGUGACGCAGACUUACUGGGAGAGACCUACAUGUCUGAGAAAAGCGUGGAGGCUGGACUCCCAGACCUAUCUGUGAACAUGACCAGCAGAUCCACAGACCUUAGUGGACAAAAAGGAAGCUUCUCUGCAAUAGUGAACAGUUUGGAUCCUGGAUUUGAAGACUUUCUAGCGAGUCUCUCUCACCCGACUAGCUCCAGUGGAGGAACAGCUUUUGCUGGACCGCUAAGAAAAAGUUCUGGAAGUGUGGCGGGUCUGAGUAAAACCCAGAGAGUUGAAGCGGUCAAAGAAAACCAGCAACCGGCGUUAGAAAAGGCCACCAAGAAGAUCAGCAAAGGAUUUGGUGGAAGCAUGGCGUGUCUAGAUGUCGACAUGGGUGUGGAUGAGGUUCAAGCCGAACCUCAGAUGGGUCACAGUCUGGGAGUCGCUGACAAGGACGACCUGUUUCAGUGUCUCUUUCCAACUCUGGACAUGUUUUCAGAGAAAGGGGCAUCACUGCAGACGAGCAGAACUUCAGACCCGAGAGACAUGAACUCUGCAGGUCCUCUGCACCCAAACCCCAGUGUCAGCUCUGUUGCCAAAGGCGAGAAGACAGUAACGCUUCCUGUGGAGAACGACUUCAUGGACAUAACUCGCAGUCACACAGUCGACGCUUCCAGUGGUUUUUCAGCUAAAAUAUUAACCGGAUCGUCUGACCCAUCACCCAAAAAGGUUCAGUCCAAAUCCAGUGACCCCAGCUUGUGUAUCCGCGAAGGAAGCUGGUCAAUGAACAGAAGCUCCACGGAGCCCGGCGGAGACGAUCCUGAGGGCGACGUCAGCAUGGAGAUGACUGAGGUUCAAACGGGACGCAUUGAAGGACUUUCCGACUCGCAAGAUCCUCUUCAGUUUCUCAUUUCGUCCCGAGAGGAAGUUUUCCCGCUCAGCAGAAGUCAGGAUAAAGCAGACGCGGCUUCAGGACAGGCGAACAUCAGAGGAUCGUCCAGCAGUCAAGGUGUGGAAACUUCUUUGAAACCUUCCAUAAAAUCUUCACAAAGAUGUCAGACCAGGUUUGGUUUGAACAAUGAAGAGAAAACGGUACAGUUUACCGCGGAUGAUGACUGCAUGGACAUCACACAGAGCUUCACAGCAAACAUCAACUGUAAAAGUUCACCGCAGUUGUUCUCAAAUGUAGACCUGAAUAGACAUGACGAAAAAACUGUGAUGGUUAUUCGGACUGAUGCUGCAAUGGACCAGACCAAGAGUCGCACCGUCAACACUGCGUCUGGUUUUCAACCAACGUACCUCAAAAACAUUGAGGCGUUGCCCUCUAAUGGAGAGAAAACCGUGAGGUUCAGUGCUAACGAUGCAGGAAUGGACGUAACCAAGAGUCACACCGUCAACAUUGCCUCUGGUUUUCAGCCAACGUACCUCAAAAACAUUGAGGCGUUGCCCUCUAAUGGAGAGAAAACCGUGAGGUUCAGUGCUAACGAUGCAGGAAUGGACGUAACCAAGAGUCACACCGUCAACAUUGCCUCUGGUUUUCAACCAACGUACCUCAAAAACAUUGAGGCGUUGCCCUCUAAUGGAGAGAAAACCGUGAGGUUCAGUGCUAACGAUGCAGGAAUGGACGUAACCAAGAGUCACACCGUCAACAUUGCCUCUGGUUUUCAGCCAACGUACCUCAAAAACAUUGAGGCGUUGCCCUCUAAUGGAGAGAAAACCGUGAGGUUCAGUGCUAACGAUGCAGGAAUGGACGUAACCAAGAGUCACACCGUCAACAUUGCCUCUGGUUUUCAACCAACGUACCUCAAAAACAUUGAGGCGUUGCCCUCUAAUGGAGAGAAAACCGUGAGGUUCAGUGCUAACGAUGCAGGAAUGGACGUAACCAAGAGUCACACCGUCAACAUUGCCUCUGGUUUUCAACCAACGUACCUCAAAAACAUUGAGGCGUUGCCCUCUAAUGGAGAGAAAACCGUGAGGUUCAGUGCUAACGAUGCAGGAAUGGACGUAACCAAGAGUCACACCGUCAACAUCGAUGCAGAUUUAAGGCUUGCUCAGCUACAGGGGGUGGGUUCAUUGCCCACAAACACAGACAAAACCCAAAUGUAUGAUAUGAAGGAAUCUGCAAUGGACGUGACCAAAGGUCAUGCUAUCAAUAUCGCUGCCAAUCUAAAAGUCUUUUCACAACCAGCACUUGAUGUUUUUGAAGAGGAAAAACCCAUCAGGUCCACCACAAUCAAUGAAGCCGUAAAUGAGAUGCAGAGUUGCACUCAAGUUAUUCCUGCAAAUUUUGAGCAAAAGUUCCAUCAAACUAAAGAUGUGUCACCUUCUAAAGAAGACAAAACAGUCAGGUUCACCUUAUCUGAUGCGACCAUGGACGUGACGAAAUGUCACACCGUCUACAUUGACGCAGAUUUAGAUGCAAUACAGCAACCGGAUGUAGAUUUUCUACACAUAAAGAAGGAGAAACCUGUGAGUUUCACAGCAGAUAAUACAACCAUGGAUGUAACAAAGAACCACAGUGUACUCAUCGCUACAGACAUUCAUGUUCUUCCACCUCCAGCUCAUUCUGACAAGACCGAGUCCUUCAGGUCUAUCACAACAGAUGAAGCGAUAAAUGGGACAAAAAGUUGCACUGCAAACAUUUUUCCUCCUCUUGAACCACUAUCUGUCCAGAGUAUGGACGCUCUCCUGACAAGUGGAAAGAAAACCCCCUCCAGGGACACUGCUAUGGACAAGACUCAGACUCUUUCUGCAAAUAUUGAUAGUAAUUUGGUGUUACAGCCAGACACGGCUCUCUCUCUCCAUGCAUGGAAACCAGAUCUUGGUUUAGAGGAGUCGAACAAAUCCAUGUCACGGGCCUCCGUUCCUGUGGACCAUCAGAAAACAAACACUAUGAAUCCUCUUGAGACCCUAGAACCAAAUAGCUGUCCAUCUGACCAAAAACCUGAGCCGUUGCCUGAUAAAACCACACCCAACUGUCCACAAAUCUUUGAAGGUUGGGACAUUUGUGGGGAUCAAACUUACAGUAUUGAGGGAAGAAAUUCUGCUGAGAUUCAGACUCGAGACCACAAGGUGUCAUCAGACAACAAAGAAAUGCUGAGAUCCUGCAACACCAAGAUCUCAAAUUCCCCAGAUCACGUCACUUCAGGCCAAGCUGAUCUUACGAAAGAACCUGAACCAGCAACUGUAGGUUCUAUUGCGUCACUGGAGCCAGAGAGCCCAUCUGUGGACCAAAAUGGAACGUUAAAGUCACGAAAAUCCAGACGAAAGAGUUUAGCUGACCUACAGACAAAAGUCAGACGUUUGAGCCACUUGAUCAACGCAGCUCCUGAUGUGGUUGCCAUGGAGAUGUGCACGGCACCGUUGCCCCAGACCGAGCACGACGUUUACAAGAACGCGUCGGAUAAAAAUGCGUCUGCAUCAGACGAGCAGCUCCAAGUGGCUUCAAACGCGGAAGCCAAAGCUCAAGAUCUUUGUCACCAGGAGGGAGAACAGCCUGUUGCCAUAGCAACUGCAGAUGCAAUUCCUUUCAAGUGUAAGACUAAGCAGCUGAUAUCAAGACUCUCUGUGGGGGGGUUCAAACCCAAACUCCCACACAGACGAUGCCCCGAAGACCCAAACAAGGUGGUUUCUGCUGGAGAAGCCACAAAAAGUACCAGCGAGCUGAACAAUCCCGAAGAGGACAUCAGCAACAUUUAUGACGAAGAGCUGGACAGCUGUGAGGACAUGUCUGAAAUCCUAGACACCAGGAGCCCUGACAGGAUCACGGAGGAGAGGAGUCCAACUGAGGAGUUCCUAGCUGACCCUCUGGAAAACGACGCUUUCAUGAUGGAACAGCCAGGCCAGAAGAGACCCCUGACGGAAAACCCAGAUGAACGGGAGGACGAGAAGCGGCUGAAAGUCUCCUCAGAGUUUGAGCUGAUGUCAGAGGUUGGUGAGCAGGACGUGAGCAGGACUCGAACCGCCACACAGACCAGCGAUUCCUCCAGCAGAUGCGAAGCUGCGUUUGAUUCAACCAUCAAGAACAGCCUGUUUGAAUCCCAGCUGGAAGACUCCAGCAGUGACGCUCAGAGGAAACUUGAAGACGGUACGAUCACGGUCUCAGAGUUCCUCAAACUCUUCAACAUCGACUUUGUCAUCCACAAUCCUCGACAAAGCGUCCUUCCGUCCAGACUUCUGUCAGAGGCGGAGGCGACGACCAUGGACUGUUUGAAGAACCGACACAUCAGCCGACCCAAACAGAAGGUUUAUGAGGCAGACGUCCAGAACCUCAGCCAGGAGGUCCAACGGCUCCAAGGCCGGAUGUGGGACCUGCAGAAACCUCUGAGCAGAGUCAACGCGGCGCUGUGGCAGGAGAUCCGACUCCUCUCUGAGAAGGAGCUCAAAGCGUUCGGUGCUCAGCUGAAGGCCAGGUGCAACCUCUACAGAAAACAGAGCAAAGUUCAGUCGCACCACAUGAAGGAGGUUCUGUACACCAACCUCAUGAGCGCUCAUCUGGAGGAGCAGCAGACACUCAGAGGAAGACUGGAGCAAGCCGACCAGAUGAUCAGGAGUCUGGACGGCUGCAUCGCUGAGCUGGAAGCAGAACUCGCUGAAGUGGAGGACGCCGGUUCUGAAGACAAACCAAGCCUGAAGUCGUUGCAGGAAGCCGUGGAAAAGGUGACGAAGGCGUUGGCCAACGGCGAGAGGCAACAGGCUGAGCUGGAAACGCAGAAGCAGCAGAAUUUGAACCAAGUCAAGAAGCUGAAGGAGGAAACGGGGAAGCUGCAGACCCACAUGGACACGCUCGACACAGUGAACGAAUGGAGGCUAAAGGAGCACAGCCAGAACGCCAGCCUCUACAGUUUCCUUCACGACACCGUCUUCCUGCAGCUGGUCUUCCCCGACUCCGAUGGAAGUGGUCCUGAGGCGGUGGCAGAGCAGAGACUGACCGACAUCGUCUUCAGCCUCCAUCUGGAUGGUGAGAGGUCGCAUGACCACGCCCGCCUCGUUCACACACUGGUGUCGCAGUUUGUGGCUGGAGAGUCGGCCUGGGUGGAGAAAUACCCGACGAGGGGGGACGUCCCAAAGCUGCUCCACGACGUCAGCCUGGCGGUGAGUCGCUGCCGUUUGCUGGGGGAGGAGCUUCGUCUGCUGAAGAUGUGGGGCGCCAUGCGGCUCCACAUCCUCAGCUUGACCUGCACGGACACGCGAGUGCACCUGGUCUUCAGCAGCCUCAAAGCCUUCCUGAAGUUCAAGGUGGCGUUCUCCGUCAGCGUGGCGGGCCCCGUCUACCACCUGAAGGUGGAAAGCUUCCAAAGCCUCAUCGGAGAAACCUCGAUCCAGCAGAUCCAGGACGUGGUGGCGUCCUUCACUCCAUCCAGGAACCUGCUGACAAAGAUCUGCAGAAAGAUCCACCAAACGCUGCUCUGCUGAGGAAACAGCUGCUCGGCCUCUUCUGGCUGUAAUAUGUUCAAUAUGUGACGAAUUCUACAACAGAACUAACAUGUUGAUCCGUUCAUGGUCUAAAUAAUUGGGUUGUGGUUUUAAAGCGUUAAAUCAUCUGUCAAAAGGAAAUUAAAUCAACUUUCUAACGUGGAUUAUUUGGAGAGAAAAACGCUUGAAGGCAGAUGUCCUUUGUUUUGUGGAAAUAACGUGCAGUUUAUAGUAAAUUCAUCUGAGAAUUCUCUGUAAAAGUUUUUUAGUCCUUCAAGUAUUUCAAAUUAAUUCAGUUAAAACAGGAAUGCUGUGAUGCAGUUCACAAAGUCACCACUAGAUGGCGGCAUCAGACCACUGACUGUUAGCAGCUGUUUGAAGCAUGUCUGAAUGUACAUAUCUGUAAAAACACACCAAAGUUAAUAAAAUGCUUUUCAGUAUU
Messenger RNA from Oryzias latipes (Japanese medaka), 6438 nucleotides. It is a transcript of the gene knl1, whose product is annotated as kinetochore scaffold 1. Gene Ontology annotation, cellular component: nucleus. Gene Ontology annotation, biological process: attachment of spindle microtubules to kinetochore; protein localization to kinetochore; cell division. Lineage: Eukaryota; Metazoa; Chordata; Actinopteri; Beloniformes; Adrianichthyidae. The record is from RefSeq and is a predicted model, not a curated record.